GGAAAGCGAAUCCCUAGAAAGCAAGAAGAAACUUAGCAGAGUCUGCAGUAGACACUGUAUCUCUGGCUGCUUGCACGCACUGUUCAGUGCACAGCCUUCAAUCUUUCUCUGCAGCGCAACCCCUCCUCCCGCUGCUGCUCAGGAUCAUUUGCUGGAAGCUCGGAGCAGCACACGGCUGAGCUCAGAAGUUUGGGAAUGGAUCUGGGAAGACUGAGUAGCUGGAGGUUGGAAGCCCUCACAAAUCAGCAGGCUGGCACAUAUUCUGGGGUGGUUUUGAAUUCCAAAACUUUCUGCUCUGCCAGGGAAAAAGCCACCACAGCAAAGGCACUGACACCUGGAGGUAUCUCUUUUGGAUUCAGUUUCUUUUAGCAGAGCCUAGCAGGGAUACCUGACUCCCCCAGGGAAAAGUUUUUUGAGAAGGUCCUGAGAGCAGCAAGACACUGGUUGAAAGGGUGGAGGGGUGAGUCACUCACUUGCCUUCCCCGGUGGGGAUACGGGAGUUGACCAAAUUGAUCAUGAGACUCUUCUUACACCUCCCAGGGAGGGCUUCUUAGGGCACUGCCCCACCAGGAGAACUGGGGCUGUGGCGGGAAGCCCCCACCAGCACAUACUGAGCGCAGUCAGGUCUGUAGGCACUGGAGAUGGAGAAUGAAGUCGGGAAAUCUGUGGACAACCAAAUGGAUAAGUACAUAGUUACAAUAAUGGGGAAAUCAGAAAGUCAAAUGGAUAUUGUGGAAAAAUCGACAAAAUCUGGGAAGAAAUCCUGGAGCUUUGUGACCAUUGGUCUGUCUGUCCUGCUGCUGCUCAUGACCUGUGCGGUGGUCGCCCUGGUGAUCCUGUAUGCCAACAGUAGAGAUAUGCAGUAUGGCACCAAUUCCGGCAGCACAUGCACUACUCCUGGAUGUGUUACAGCAGGCUUCAUAGAGCAGCGAGAUUCAUUGCCCCUGUUAAAGAUUUUAGCUAUGGUUGGAGAUUGGCCAGUGGCUUCAGCAGAUUGGAAUAUCACCAAAGAGCCAAAUUGGAGCAUGGAAGAAAAACUCUCCACACUGAACUCCAGAUUUAACAAACGAGUCUUCAUUGAUAUGUUCGUAUGGAACGAUGACCGGGACUCCAGCAGACAUAUCAUUUAUAUCGACCAGCCUAGUUUGGGAAUGCCAUCCAGAGACUACUACUUUAAUGGUGGAAAUUACGAAAGAGUGCGGGAAGCCUACUUGCAAUUUAUGAUCACCAUUGCCAAAAUGAUCAGAGAAGACAAGAAUAUGGCAAAAGACGACAAUUUUGUCCAAGAGGAAAUGGCAAAGGUUAUAAAGCUUGAAACUGAGAUUGCAAACGCUACUGCUCCUGCAGAAGAAAGGCAUGACGUGACCUUAUUGUACAACAAAAUGACCCUAAGAGAGCUCCAGGAAAAGUUUGCAUUGAAUGAGUUUAACUGGACUCUCUUCAUCCAAGGCAUCAUGUCUUCAGUAAACGUUCAGAUCCACCUGGAUGAGGAGGUAGUUGUGUACGGCAUGCCCUACCUGCAGGAGCUCAAAGCGAUUAUCUCCAACUACUCAGCAAGCACCAUCCAGAACUACCUAGUCUGGCGACUGGUGGUUGACAGGGUCAGCAGCUUGAGUCGGCGUUUCAAGGACGCCCGGGCCAACUACCGAAAGGCACUUUAUGGGACAACACUGGAAGAGGCCCGUUGGCGGGAAUGCGUGAGUUAUGUCAACAACAACAUGGAGAACGUGGUGGGAGCUCUGUAUGUCAGGGAGACAUUUGCUGGUGAGAGCAAGAAGAUGGUCCGAGACUUAAUAGACAAAAUCCGGGAAGUGUUCGUUGAGACACUCGAUGAAUUACAGUGGAUGGACGAAACAUCAAAAGAGAAAGCUCGUGAGAAGGCAAUGGCAAUUAAAGAACAAAUUGGCUACCCAGACUACAUUUUGGAAGAUCAGAAUGAAAAACUGGAACAGGAAUAUGCAAAUUUAAACUUCAGUGAGCACAAGUAUUUUGAAAACACCCUGGAAAACCUGAGGGCUGGAGCCCAGAAGAGCUUGAAAAAACUUCGAGAGAGGGUUGAUCAAGAUACAUGGAUCAUUGGUGCUGCCGUGGUCAACGCAUUCUAUUCCCCCAACCGAAAUCAGAUAGUGUUUCCUGCUGGAAUUCUACAGCCUCCCUUCUUUAGCAAACACCAGCCACAGGCACUAAACUUUGGAGGGAUCGGGAUGGUAAUUGGACAUGAAAUUACUCAUGGUUUUGAUGACAAUGGAAGAAAUUUUGACAAAAAUGGAAAUAUGUUUGAUUGGUGGAGCAAUUUCUCAGCUAUGCAUUUCAAAGAUCAGUCACGCUGCAUGGUUUAUCAGUAUGGAAACUACACAUGGGAGCUGGCUGGAGGACAGAACGUCAGUGGAAUAAGCACACUGGGGGAGAAUAUUGCAGACAAUGGAGGAGUCCGACAGGCCUACAAGGCCUAUUUAAAAUGGUUGGAACGUGAAGGGAAGGAGCCACAGUUACCAGGACUUGAUCUGACUCACAAACAACUUUUCUUUCUGAACUUUGCCCAGGUAUGGUGUGGUUCCUACAGACCUGAAUACGCCAGCCAGUCUAUAAAGACAGAUGUUCACAGCCCUUUGAAAUACAGGGUGAUGGGAUCCUUGCAAAACUUUGAAGCUUUCUCUGAAGCGUUCCACUGUAAGAAGGGCACAGCCAUGCAUCCUGUAGAGAAAUGCAGAGUGUGGUAGCCAAAACGAACAAUGAUGCUGAAGAUGAUAAUGCUUCGACUGCACGGUCUAAAAACUGAACUCAGGUGGCUACCUGCUGAACAGUUCUAGCCAGUGACGUGCCCGAUGUUUUCCUGUGCAGUGACAGCUAAGGUUAAGGGUGCAGUUACUGUAGUCAGAAUUAAAGAAGCUACAGCUGUCAGGCUUUUAUGAUUCAGCUGGAAUGUAUGCAGGCAUCUCGCAAUGUUGUCUGACCGGGCUGGAUUGAAAGUGACAGUAUGCUUCAGGAGAAAAAUGACUGUUUCAGGUGACAUUCCGACUGUUAAGAUACCACAUCAGGGUUACAAAGACUAGCUCUUUAAAAAAUAAAAGCAGAUCUAUUUUUCAGCAAGGAAUAUUCACUUUAGUAUGUCUUACAACUAACUAAUCCUUUCUUUAUUCAGUAAGCCUGUCUGACUUUUCACUGAGUUAAUUAUUUUUCAAUAUUCUGAUUCAGUUUCUAGUGCACUUCUCCCAAACCCAAGGAUAGAGAUAGUUAAACUUAUAUGCUGUCCACGUAACACUGUCUGCUCGCUCCUCUGACUGCUUUAUUGUGAGAGAUUGUAAUUUGUCUUGAUAUUUUACAAGGUAAGCUGUAUGUUAAAAUACCUACUAGCUACUAAGUUAAAGCAAAGCUGAACCACUGUUUUUGCACUUCUUGUUUUGCUCUAUUGGGGAAGUUUAAUGUGAUCUCAACACAAUGAGAUGUAGAGAACUUUUAAAAGAGGAGAUUCUCUAGCAUUGCCAAGUUCAGAAUUACACGGGUCUCUUUCCUUCAGAAAUAUAUUUAAGAGGAUGCUUAUUCCAUUAAGGGUAAAUAUUUAAAUGGCAAAAGCUUGUUGCUUAAUGUAAACAGCAAAACAUUUACACAGGGAAACAAUUAUCUAUUUUUAAACCUGGGCCUUUUUAUUUUGCUAUAGUCUGCUUUUAAAGAUUGGAUGUCAUUACACUUUAAAAAUGCACAAGUCUUGUUAAUUUUUAUAUAAAUAAAACUUGUACUGCAGCAAAUCGUUCAGGCAUUUAUCUCUAGAAACAGGUCUGGAUUACUUUCUUCCACAAAUGCUAAAAUUUCAAAGUAACUAGUACUGAAAUGGUCAAUCUUUUAUAUGGGACUUAAGCAUUCUUCACUGAAAAUGUUUAUUUUUGGUAUAUGUACCACUACUUAUUCUUCAUAAUUUAAGAUUUGGUAAUGCGUAUCUUAACAGAUGUCAAACCAAGUUAUUAAUUCACUUAGUAUAUUUAAUGCAUAAAGAAAAUUUUUUUUUAUGGAAUGUGACUUACAUCCACUGUCAGUAGUGUUUUGGUAAGAGAUCUAUUUUGUGUUUGAGUGUCCAUCUAGCAAGCGUCAUUAGCCAAAUAAAUUAAUCCCAUCCCUUUAAAAAACAUCUUAGAACAAUCUUUAAAUGUGAAGUCAUUGAGUUAAAAACAAAAGAAACUGAUGCAUGCUGGAAUUAAUUUCAUUAAAUCAGAACUAAUUAACAGUAGCAUCUUUAUAAUACCUCUCAUGGUAUGUAUAGUCUUACCAAAUGAAGUCUGGAUAAUAUUUUCAUGUACAUGUACUACAUUAUCUUCUCCUGACAAAAUGAAGUUCAUCUACAAAUUAAUGAUGACAGCAGAGAACUCCUAAUUCAUUUUUAAUUUCUAGAUUAGAAGAAUUUAUGUAAUGACUAACCUAUCUGCCCUUCCUCCCACCCCACACCCAACUCAGAGACCUUGCGCUUUCUCAGGGUCUAAUCUUUCCUAUGGACCACAAAGUCCAUUGGAGUUGUGUAUAGGAGAGAGAAACCCUUUCCAGUAACAAAGGCAGUUGCCUUCACUUAUGUCUGUAAACACCUUGUGCCAUUAGUUAGUGCCUGAUCCUCAAGAUAAGGUGACGGUGCUCAGCACCAUCUAGGAUUGUGUCUAUGCACACAGGUAUUGCAGGAGGUAACAAGAAUAGGAUUAAGCCCUUAAUAUGCUGCUAUUCAUUGAGCAUGGGCUAUUUUCAUACUUAGCUGUAUUACAUGUUGGAUCUCAAACAAGCAUGACCAUAUACAUUAGAGAUGCUUGCUCAGGCAGAGAUAGCAUAUGCAUACAUAAGAAUGCUACAUAAAACUCCUGGUUUUGGUAUUUAUACAUACAUCAGCUGGAGAAAAUGGGAAUUUAGGACCCAAUGCUGUAUAAUGCUAGCUGGAGUGUUUAGAACUAAAUGGGCUUUGUAAAUACACUGAAAUGAAAAUUACAGUCAGAUUCAAGCCAUUAAUGAGGCUGGUAGGAUAUAAGCCAGAUUUUCAAAGGCAUUUAAGUGCCUAACUUCCAGUGAAAAAUUGAUUCAAGUUAGGAGCCUAAAUAUAUUUGAGGAUCUAGCCUUUAAAGGCCAGAGACCUUUGAAAAUAUGGCCCCUGAGUCUAGAGGCAUAAAACCAAACACAUGAGUCUAGAAACAAGCUUUGCUAGCUUUUUUUUUUUUGGGGGGGGGGGGGAGAAGAGAGAGAAGAAAAAUUUACCUCCCCCAUAGCCUACUCUAGGAUGUAUAAAACAAAACCUUCCUCACUGACCUAAAUAUUCUACUUACUGAAAUGACAGCUGCAGGUGUAGAACCCUUCCUGGGUAGUUUUCAGGGAGAGAGCAUUUGGGGAUCUCUGAGUUUUACUGAAGUUUAACACAACAUAUCUACUUCCUGUUCACUAGGAGCUGAAGGCACUUGGUCACUUCCACACUGAGGUAGGGCUUGUUCAAUUAGUUUAGAUGAUAAAAUACUGAGUGUGGUGAAGCAUGCACUUACCAGUA
Messenger RNA from Dermochelys coriacea (leatherback sea turtle), 5506 nucleotides. It is a transcript of the gene MMEL1, whose product is annotated as membrane metalloendopeptidase like 1. Bases 642 to 2720 code for a protein of 692 amino acids. Gene Ontology annotation, cellular component: plasma membrane. The transcript has 21 exons. NCBI's taxonomy places the organism in Eukaryota, Metazoa, Chordata, Testudines, Dermochelyidae. Gene Ontology annotation, biological process: protein processing. The record is from RefSeq and is a predicted model, not a curated record. Gene Ontology annotation, molecular function: metalloendopeptidase activity.